Dromaius novaehollandiae (emu) is the source of this 1865-nucleotide messenger RNA. It is a transcript of the gene VSIG8, whose product is annotated as V-set and immunoglobulin domain containing 8. Gene Ontology annotation, cellular component: intracellular anatomical structure. NCBI's taxonomy places the organism in Eukaryota, Metazoa, Chordata, Aves, Casuariiformes, Dromaiidae. The record is from RefSeq and is a predicted model, not a curated record. The transcript has 7 exons. The coding region runs from base 3 to 1040 and encodes 345 amino acids.
UCAUGGCAGGGCACGGCGCUGGCCUGCUCCUGCUCCUGGGUCUCAUGCCAGCUCUUCUGCUGGCUGUGAGGAUCAACAGCAAGGGCCAGGAGGUGCUGUACCUGGCUAAGGGUGACUCCGUGAAGCUGGGCUGCCCCUAUGUCCUCGAGCCUGAAGACAACGGUCCCCAUGACCUGGGCAUCGAGUGGAUCCAGAUAACGCCCGAGCGGACGGGCCCGGAGAAAGUGUUCCUGUCCUACCACGACCAUCACGUGAACUACGGCAGCGGCUCGGGGCUGCGGGACCGAGUGUCCUUCGUGCAGAACGACCCCAGCCAGUACGAUGCCUCCAUCCGCCUGGCCGACCUGCAGGUCUCCGACACAGGCACCUACCAGUGCCGCGUGAAGAAAAACACCGUAGCCGUGCACGAAGUCAUCGUCACCGUGCAAGAGAAGCCGGCCACCCCGCAGUGCUGGAUUGAGGGGGAGCUGACGGAGCGCAGCAGCGUCCUGCUGCGCUGCUACAGCCGAGGAGGGACCAGCCCCCUCGCCUACCACUGGGCCAAGCUGGCCGAUGGCUACGGCGGGGGCCGCCUGCCCCCUGGCACCAUCCAAGGACGUGCUCCUGGCGACCUGCUAAUCCGCAGCCUGUCGGAGGCUCACGCCGGCGUCUACCAGUGCCGCGUCACCAACCGCGUGGGCUACUCGGUGUGCCAGCUCAGCCUCCACCCCACGCCAAAGUUUGUUCCCCCGGAAGGAGGAAGACAAGCGGGCAUCAUCGUGGGCUCCAUCCUGGGCUCCCUCCUCCUCCUCACGCUGCUGGGGCUCCUCAUCUGGGCGCUGAUCUGCCGCUACCGGCGGAAGGAGUGCCAGCGGGCGUGCAGCGACUGCAGGAGCAGCACGGGCGGCACCAUGACCCGACCGUGCAACGUGUGCCACCACAGCUACUCGCCCCACGGCGUCAGCUACAUGCAGUGCCAGCACGGCGAGAGCGACGAGCGGGCGGCCGCCCUCAUAUGCAACGAGGGCCUCCGGCACCAGGUCACCUGCCCGGCCCUGUGAGCCCCGAGCAGCAGCGCCGGCCUCCACGGGACCCCCGAGCCACCACUGCCACCAGCCCUGUCCCACCCCGAACGUCCCCAUUUGGCUCCCCGGUGGAGAAAGCACCCGCGGGGCUAAGCCCGAACCGAGCGGCGCCGGGGAGCCAAAGCGAUGAGCCGAGCCCGGCCAGGGCUGCCCCGUGUGGCAGGAGGCACGGGGCCGUCCCCGACGCUCCGCCGAGCUCGCGGGGCCGGGGUGACACAGCCGGCUGCCACCGCUCCGGGAUGCACCCGCCGCGGAGGGAUGCCCCAGCCCGGCUCCCAGGCUGCCGCGCGGGGUGACACCAGCUCCCUCCUUGCCGCCGAGGGCUGCUGGUGCCCAGCCUGGCAUUGCCAUGCAAAUUGGGAUGAUUAAUUCAGGUCCACCCCCCGCCCCUUCCUUUAUGAGACACGAUUUUAACCCAGCCCUCAGUAAUCUUGUCGUUUGGGUUCAUCACUUUUUUUUUUUUUUUGGCCCCUUUUUUGUAUUUUUUCCCCAUCAAUGGAACAGCUUUUGGAGCGUUUCUGCAGCCCCCUCACUCUGGAGGCCCCCAGCCAGGCCCGCAUGAUUUCAGCAAUAUUUAUUUCUCCUGUCCCCGUCCCCGUCCCCGGCAUUUGCUCAGUGUCGAGCAGAGCCGCGCCAGCCCAAAACGCCCCGGUCUCGCUGCCCAGCAGCCGCCCGCUCCCGGCCUCGGCGCGGCGGAUGCCUCCAGGAUUGGCUUAGCGAUUGUGUGUUAUUCGAGAUGCUGCUGACAUUGGUACCAGGAUUUACAGUUCGGAAAAUGAAACAAAAUAAACCAAAAAGUGA